Messenger RNA from Erigeron canadensis, 705 nucleotides. RefSeq lists its product as uncharacterized. The transcript has a single exon. Lineage: Eukaryota; Viridiplantae; Streptophyta; Magnoliopsida; Asterales; Asteraceae. Bases 1 to 705 code for a protein of 234 amino acids. The record is from RefSeq and is a predicted model, not a curated record.
AUGUAUGCUGAUGAUGUUAUUUUUCUAGCAGAUUGGUCGGAAGAAAAUCUAAUUAAUGUCAAAACCAUCUUCACCUGCUUCUACCUUUCUUCUGGUUUGAGAAUCAAUUUUCAGAAAUCUAAGUUGUAUGGGAUUGGUGUAAAUGGUGUGCAAGCCGAUUAUUUUGCUAGAAUUAUGGGAUGUGGCCGAGGUGUUUUUCCAUUCACGUAUCAAUUGGUGUCCCGAUUGGUGCUAAUAUAUAUGAGAAGAAUGGAGUCUUGGCUUCCGGUUAUUGAUAAAUUUAAUAAGAGAUUAUCAAGAUGGAAAGCUAAUCUACUCUCUAUUGGUGGGCGUUCUACGUUGAUAACUUCAGUUCUUGGCGCCGUUGGAACUUAUUUUAUGUCCUUAUUUCGCCUUCCAGUUACCGUUACAAAGAAACUUGAAGGUUUGCGUGCUAAUUUUUUCUGGAAAAUGCAUUGGAUUAGCUGGAACAUUGUUAUGGCUAGCAAGGUGCACGGUGGCCUUAAUAUUGGUUCUUUGCAUGCCCUCAAUCGUGGUUUACUUCUCAAAUGGAGAUGGAGGUACGUGACUAACCCUAAUGCUCUUUGGGUCUCCGUUGUGAACAAUAUACAUAGCCCAGACUCUUUUUCGGAUUGGGUGAAACCGGGUUUCACUAAUCUGGUACGUGGCACGUCAUCAAUGAGGCUUGCUUCUGAACUAGCUUGA